Messenger RNA from Schistosoma intercalatum, 2931 nucleotides. The record is from the annotation of a GenBank genome assembly. Lineage: Eukaryota; Metazoa; Platyhelminthes; Trematoda; Strigeidida; Schistosomatidae.
AUGACCUCAUCAAUGAUGUCAUCCCGUCUAGUGGAAACUGUUAUGAUUAAUGUGGACGACUUCGCAGAUAAUUUUUUGACGUGUGGUACGUGUUUCAGUGGUUAUAAUUCAAGUGAACGUGCUGCCAAAUUAUUACCUUGUUCACACACAAUAUGCCGUUCGUGUUUAGAUCGGAUCCUUACAAAUGAAACUCAGUCAGAGACAUUUCGUUGUCCAAUUUGCCGGGAGAAUAUUGCUAUUCCAUCAGGUGGUGCAGCUUCAUUUCCUCCGGCUUUUAUAGUAAAUCAGUUAUUAGACCUACUUGCUACCCAUCGUCGAGAUGUUGUACCUAAAUGUUGUAUACAUCCAUCACAAGAACUAUUAUUUUGUGAGACUUGUGAUAUGGUAUUUUGCAGUGAAUGCCGAGGUCGUAAUCAUGCUGUUCAAAAUCAUGUGAAUGACUCAUCAUGUUUGCCAGUGAACAAUGGAAAUCAAGAUAUUACUACACAAGUAGAAAGUUCAUCGUCGAGUACUGGCCUAAAUCAUAAUGUGAUCACAUUCAACGUUGCACUAAAACGUUGUUCAGAAAUUAUGCUCUAUAAAAUGCAUUUAUGUACUCAAGAGUUAAAUUGUGCUCAAGAAGCCGUAACAAGUGAACUAGAACGUUUAACAAAUAAUACUAGUUCAUGUGUUGAAUCUAUUAACUCACGUUUUUCUGAGAUAUUGGCACUCGUUGAACAUCGUCAAGGAGAAUUAUUAGACUGUGUGAAACGACUUGGAGAAGAAAAACGACGUGCCUUAACAGAUCAACUUUCUUUAAUUGAAACAGAAAGAGACUUAAUUCGUACAGAAUGUGAUCGUUUAAAGGGCGUUAUGGAUGUACGAAGUAUUACAAAAACAAUAAGUUACCUGAAUGAUAAAUUGGACUCGAUUAGUGGUUUAACUGAACCUCGUGAAAAUGCUUUCCUUUGUUAUCAAGACUGUGUCGGUCCAUACAAUCAACAUAAUCAUAUAAACAUGUGUUGUACUGCCUCGAAACGCACCAUAUGUUCAUCAUCCCCAUCAGUUACAAAUUAUAAUGAAUCAGACUCACCAUCCUCUUCAUCUUAUCAUCGUAAUCAUCAUCAAAGAUCGAAUGUGUCAUCUUCAACAACUCUUCAGUCUUCUCCUCAUCAAGUUAGCCUUCCUGAUAUUGCUCGUUGUCUUGCUGGCUUUGGUCGUUUAGUUGUUAGUACAACUUACCCUGCAUUAUGUACUGCUCGUUUACCAAAUGAAAUGUUUACCCAUCUGUAUACUAAAUGCACUAUUCAAGCAGUUGACUAUCAUGGUCGUCCUCAAUCAAACAGUGGAACAGAUCCCAUUGAAGUUGCUUUUACAGAACCACGAGGUCACUUAGUCCCAACUGAUAUAUUAGACAUUGGAAAUGGUUGUUACGAGGUUAACAUGAUUACCCCAUUUUCAGGUCUUCAUAAAUUAUCUGUAAAAAUUCUCAAUAGACCAAUUCGUGGCUCACCUUUCAGUGUUCAUGUAAAACCAACACAAAAACGUAUUUGGUCUUUAAAAGAAGGCUCCGACGGUCGAGGAUUGAUUCAACCGUUCGCUGUAGCUUUUGGACCUUAUCCUGUUCGUCCUUCUGAAGCCUCAUCAAAUGCUACACAAAAUGAUUGUUCAAUAACUCGUGAUUUCAUUUACGUUUUGGAUACAGGCAAUAGCCGUCUGUUAGUACUAAAUCCUGCAGAUGGUUCACUUCAUACCACUGUGACCGGUGAACCAUUAUCUGGUCAAGCUGCAACUGGUAUGGUGUGGUCACCUCAGGGUUUAUGGAUUGUAAAUUGGCGGGCUAAGCAACUGUUCCUGUUAGACCCAGCUACUGAACAGGUACUUUCAUCCGUGUCAAGUCCUUUGUUCAAGGAGCCAACUAGUAUCGCCAGAUGUCCCUUAACUAGUCGUUUAUUUAUUGCUGAUAAUGGAGCUGGUUGCGUUUUUGUUUGUGACCCUGAAACCUGCUCUGUGGAUGUGUUUAUUGGGACAAAUACUACAUCCGUUUAUGCGGAUAGUGAUGCAAGCACUCCAACUAGACACAGUACUUUAAUUCGAACCGAAGCUAGUUCUCAUUUGCCUCAACCUAAAGUUUGCAAAUUAAUCACAGGAUUGUGUGUAGCUGACUCUGGAGAAUUGAUUUUGUCUACAGGAACGUGUAUUCGAAUAUUUUCAUCAGAUGGACAUUUUCUUUCUGAUCUGUUACCUCCAAAUCAACCAGGUGAUGAUCAUUUGCGUGUUCGUAUCUCAACAUUACCGUCAAGAACUUCGUUGGAUACUUCUUAUUUUAAUGUUUUGAAUAAUUCAUAUGACAAUCCAAAUUCGGAAUAUAUGAAUGCUGGUCGUUUAAGUCUAUCUGAAAUCCGCCAUUCAAGUGGUCCUUCAAAGUCGCGGAUUCCUCCAUCACGUGGUCAAUUCGGCGGUGUGUCAUUCAGUACUGCACCAACUGGGUCUGCUAAUAUUCAAACCGAUAAACUAGGAAAAUGUAUCCUAGCAACUUAUUCAGAUAGACAACGUUCUGGUGUUGUCGUUUGGCCGGAAACAUUGUGGACUUCCAGUUGUCGACAAUGCGUUCACGAAGCAGAUGACAAUACAGUAUCUUCUAGCAUAAUUACUAACAGUAAUAAUAAUGAUACUGUGUGUAAUACCACUAACUCUGCCACUACCACUAAUGUCCCUAGUAGUAGUGGUAACAAUAACAACCGUUUCUCUGUAGUAGAUCCAAACCUUCAAACACAUACUUGUGCAAUUUUUUGUCCUUUAAAUAGAAGUAGAUACCUUUUUAAACCAUACUUAAUUGAAGUAGAUCCGUCAUUUCGACGAUUGGCUGGUUUAGUUACUUUAUCAAAUUGUAGAGAUGUUAUUGUUGUUGAUCAAGGUGCUCAAAAUAUUUCGAGAAUUCACUAUGCAUGA